CAGUUUCAUUCUCGUCUUUGUAGCGGUUCCCAUUUCAUAAGUUGAAAAAACAUUUUCUCCCAUGGCUGCGUCUCUACAAAAAGUAUGGUGGUCGUCUCUGUUGGUGCUUUAUUGGAUUUCGGCAACGGGGUCAAGCUCCACAGAAGAAAUAUCCAAAAUCCAACGGCCAAUAACGUCCGCUGUUCAUCGUCGAAUCCGAGGAUUAUCAUAUCCGGAUGACAGUGAAAUGGGGAUAUUCUUCGCUCUUGCCAUUCCAUUGGACGAUCCGGUAUCCGCGAAAGCUAUUUCCGUUGCAUUUUUCUUCGAGGCGAAUUACCAGCUUACGAAACCAGAGACCGAGGGGGCUGAUAACGAAGCAGAGUCACGGAGAGAAAGAUCGAUGAAUCUCCAAGGACGAGCGAUCGAUCGUCGAACCACUUACUCCAUGUUGGAGUCGAAAUUCGAGUCGCUCGGAUUUCCAGGCAGAGCUUGCCUCUUAAGAUCCAUUUGCGAGACUUCCCGUAAUCCUCUUCACUAUCACAACGGUCUCCUUGGUGAUCUCCUACGGAUCUUAUUCAUACCAUCAUCUUCCAGCGACGAGGGGCUAUCUGUCGAGUUCCAAAAUGCUCAGAACCAUUCGAGCACGACUGGGGGCUGCGAGGCAACUUAUCCUCUCUGUCCUAUUAAUAUCUACGACUAUAUUACAGCAGAGGAAAAUAUUUGAUCCGAGUUUUAUUCGGUCUCGGCUUACCGAUGGAAGGAGAAGUUUCCAUGACACUCGGCUACGUACUUAAAUGCAACUAUCGUCUUCCUUACAACGCUUCCGACUUUAGUG
Molecule: messenger RNA, 814 nt
Organism: Venturia canescens
Lineage: Eukaryota; Metazoa; Arthropoda; Insecta; Hymenoptera; Ichneumonidae
Exons: 6
Coding region: 62-703 (213 amino acids)
Source: RefSeq, a predicted model, not a curated record